AUGGCAGGUUUGCAAAAAGAGAAGGAGGUUUGUCUCAGGCACGGGAAUGAAACUGCAAAUGCGAAUAUUGAAGGUGGCAGUGUUCAUUUACCAUUCUCCCUUGAUGAAGAACGGGGAGUGGUAAAGAAGAUUGACUGGUUUGUCCUGCCGAUGAUGUGCCUAGUAUUCUUCUUCCAAUACUUGGAUAAGCAGAGUCUAAAUUAUGCCUCUGUUUUUGGUCUAAUCGAACACCUCUCCCUCCAAGAAUUGGAAUACUCCUGGUGCUCAUCCUUGUUCUACCUAGGACAAUUGGUCUCCGAGUAUCCAUUCAUCUAUCUGAUGAGCCGAUUGCCGUUAGCCAGACUAGUUGGUAUAUGCAUGUGCCUCGCAGCCCCCCACAACUUCGCAGGAUUCGCAGCUGUGCGAUUCCUACUAGGUCUCAGUGAAGGCGCCGUCUCCCCGGCAUUCGUUACACUGACUAGCAUGUGGUAUAGGAAGAAGGAGCAUGCUUCUCGGGUAGGUAUAUGGGUCAUAAUGAAUGGGCUCGCCCAGAUCCUCAGUAGUCUCCUCAUGUACGGUAUCGGCAAAACGUUAUCUUCCCAUUUAGCUCCAUGGCGGGUAUUAUUUCUCAUCUGCGGCGCGUUGACGGCUGGAUUCGAGGUUCUUUUCCACUUCGUUGUCCCAUCUAACCCAGGAACUGCAUGGUUCUUGACACAGAAAGAACGAGAGGUCAUCGUGGCAAGAAUGGCCCUGGACCGGGACGGUGGUGACCAGACUGAUUUCUCAAUUGCACAAGUCAAAGAAUCUAUCAUGGACAUGAGAGCUUGGCUGAUAUUCGCGUUUGGAAUUCUGGUGACCAUGCAAUCGCCGGUGCUUACGUUCGCUUCCUUGAUCAUCAAGAACUUGGACUACGACAAGUUCCAAACUAUGCUAUUUACCUCACCCUCUGGAGCAGUGCAGAUUGUGGCCAUCUGGAUCGGCAUCUUCGGCUGCAUUCUACUCCCCAAUAGCAGGUGCUUAGUGGUUAUGUCUCUGGCCAUCCCUCCCCUAAUCGGGAAUAUCUUAUUACUAAAGCUCCCACUAACGGCUGGCUGGGGACUCAUCGUAUCUCCUUGGUUGGCAUCCUGCAUAUCCGACGUAAUGGCUAUCCUUCUCAGUCUCAGCGCCUCCAACAUAAAAGGCAACACCAAGCGCGCCACUGCUACUGCGUUGGCUGCAUCGCUGCACCACAACUUUAGAAAUUCAAACACAGCUCCCCGACACUUUGAAGGCGUUAUCACUGCCAUUGUGACUUGGUAUCUUCUCGUCGCUGUGAUGGGUUUAUACUGGUUUCUGUGUUGGAAGGAGAAUCGACGACGGGAUGAGGGUAGACAUUCAUAUGCCGGUAGGGAGUAUCGGGAUGGUGAGGAUAUAACCGAUAUUCAGGAUCCGCUUUUUAGGUAUAGUUACUAG
This is a messenger RNA of Aspergillus ruber CBS 135680, 1431 nucleotides long. Its product is annotated as pantothenate transporter. The record is from RefSeq and is a predicted model, not a curated record. Bases 1 to 1431 code for a protein of 476 amino acids. Gene Ontology annotation, biological process: dipeptide transport; tripeptide transport; transmembrane transport. Gene Ontology annotation, cellular component: plasma membrane. NCBI's taxonomy places the organism in Eukaryota, Fungi, Ascomycota, Eurotiomycetes, Eurotiales, Aspergillaceae. Gene Ontology annotation, molecular function: dipeptide transmembrane transporter activity; allantoate transmembrane transporter activity. The transcript has 9 exons.